AUGUCCCGGAACAAGAAACUAGGAGCCCCGGAAGACAUCUUCGACGUCCCCGGCAACAAGGCCGGAGUUUCGAAGGAUGCGGAGAAUGUGCUGAUUGCGGUGCUGCAGGGCCCACGUGGGCAUCAUGGCUGUGGGAUGCACCGGGGCCUGGGGACACAUAUCUCCAAGGUGAAGUCGACCCGUAUGGACAAGUGGGACAAUGAUCAGUUUCUGGUUCCUGUGCGAAACAUCGGCAACCUCGUGUCCAAUGGCUUUUACGAGUACAGCGUCCCCCCUGGGUCGAAGUAUGUCGCGGGUGUCAAAAGUGCUGCCGGUGACAAGAUCGACAACGUCGAGGCCAAGAAGUUGGAACGCUGGAUCCGUGCCAAAUACGAGGCCAAAAAAUAUGCUCAACCUGGGGUUGACCCUCCACAUGUGCGCUUGGCGCGAGGCGAAUCGCUGCGUGACCCAAAGAAGGCGACAGAGGAGAAGCCCCUGGAGGAGAAAAGUCCUUCUAAGAAGGACAAAGAGAAUAAAGAGAAGCACAGAAAGGGCGAAACAAGUCCUUCCAAAAAGGAAGGUAAAGAAAAGAAGGUGAAGGAUGACAAAGAGAAGGAGAAGGAAACAAAGUCUGAGGUCAAGGAGAAGAAAAGCAAAAAGGACAAAAAAGAGAAGCGUUCUCAAGAACUGGCUUCCUCCUUUGCGGAGCUGGAGACCUGGGCGCAGGGGAAAAAAAGUCGCAAGAAGACCCAAGACAUGACUCAGGCCAGUUGGGAUGCAGGCGGUGAAGCGUGGUCCGAUGCGUCUCCAACUUCCUGGGAUGGCUCUCCCGGAUAUGGAACGGCCAAUGGCUUUGGACAACAGGACUAUCAGCAAGGUAUGUCAGCUGCUGGUGCGACGGAGCAGUUCCAGCCGCCCAGCGGCUAUGGCAUGCCGGAUCCAAGCAUGGCGCCCACCGGGCCACAGUUCGAUCACGGUGGCUAUGGCACCAACCUCUCUUAUGGUGGACCCAGCGGACCCAUGGUUUCUGGCCAGAUGGACUCCACCAGUGGUUUCGGCCCGCAUCUUGGCUGCAUUUUUUUGGCUCGGCCAAGUUGGAUUUGGGAGGAUUGGAAUCGAAUCGGAACGAUACCACGAUGA
This is a messenger RNA of Cladocopium goreaui, 1119 nucleotides long. Lineage: Eukaryota; Dinophyceae; Suessiales; Symbiodiniaceae. The record is from the annotation of a GenBank genome assembly.